Phytophthora infestans T30-4 is the source of this 1461-nucleotide messenger RNA. RefSeq lists its product as uncharacterized. The transcript has 3 exons. Bases 1 to 1461 code for a protein of 486 amino acids. Gene Ontology annotation, cellular component: membrane. NCBI's taxonomy places the organism in Eukaryota, Oomycota, Peronosporomycetes, Peronosporales, Peronosporaceae. The record is from RefSeq and is a predicted model, not a curated record.
AUGACCCAGGUGUCAUUGCUGUCGGUGUGGGCGCUGCCACCUUCGGACGCGACGAUGGCGCUAGGCAGCUGGCUGCUCUUCUUCUUAUUCGCUCGAUUCUUUUUCUCCUGGUGGCUCUUCCGCGACUACGCCGUGCGCAGUGUCGCCACACCGCUUCUCUUCGCUGCCUCGCUGACCUUCUCACUGAGCAUUUUUGAGAUGGUUUUGUUUGAAGUGACGGAUGUGAUGCACGUGAGCAGUCGCCAGUGGGUCUGGCGUGUUGAUCUGAUCGCUAUGACGUAUCUGGUGGUGCUCGUGCUGCCUCUCUCACUGUUCUACGCGAUGGCAAGGGAAUAUGGAGUCGAGAGACGGCAAGCCGCCAUAACGGCCUGCACACUGCUAUUAUUCUAUCUCUACGGCUUCUGGAGAGUCGGCGGGGUGCUUGAGCCAGAUCUACCACGUCAGUCAGUCGAAGCGCUGUUCUCUAUUCGCAAUUUUGUGAGCCGCGUCAGUCUGCUUGGUGUGCUGUUUAUGGCUCUGCUGUCCGGUUUUGGUGCAGUUAACUGCCCGUACGAGUACAUGACGUUCUUCUGGCGACGAGUAGCUGAAGAAGACAUCGAGUUUCUGGAGAAAAGGCUGCGUCAUAAUCUGGAUAUUUUGAUCGCCAAGAAGAAACGACUGACGCUGGAGCUGCGUGCAUCUGCAAGACGCCAAGACGAAGAAGAUUUAGCUGGUGGGAACAAGACCAGUUCCAUCUUUUCUCGCGCGUUCCGCUUCUUCUCGUCGAAACAGGACGACACGACGUAUAUCAAGGGGCUUGAAGCAGAGAUCUUGACGCUGGAGAGUCUCGGACGAGAGCUGUUCCUGGAGGUGAACGAUAUGAGAGACGUGCAGGCCAGAUCCCUGCGGGCGAGGACGUUACGGGGCCGCGUGUUCAACUUCUUCGGCUAUGUCAUGUCUGCCUUCUGCGUGUACAAGAUGGUCAUGAGCACAGUUAACGUGGUCUUUCGGAGGAGCCGAGACAAGGAUCCCAUCACCGACGCCGUGGAGAAGCUGCUGUAUAUCUGGCCAUCACUUGCGGAACAGCUGAAUAUUCGCUUCGUGUCGGAGGUCGCUUCGCUUGGCUUUGUGGGGAUCCUCGUGUUCACACAGACAAGAGGCUUCCUCGUGACGUUGCUCAAGUUCUUCCGCACCUAUUCGAGCACUGUAUCGUCGAAUAGUGUCGUGCUCUGGCUGGCGCACCUCAUGGGGAUGUACUUUGUCUCGUCGUUUGUCCUCAUGCGGAUGAACCUCAGUCCGCUGCAUCGACAACGAAUCGACGAAGUGCUGGGAGAGAUCGAGUUCAACGUGUUUCAUCGGUACUUUGACAUGAUGUUCGUGGUGAGCGCGUCGUGCAGUAUCGGCGUUCUGGCCCUGACCAAGUUCUCCAAGGCCUCACGGACAGCUAAUAACGAUUACGGCGCGCACGACAAGUUCCCGUAA